Messenger RNA from Astyanax mexicanus (Mexican tetra), 2194 nucleotides. It is a transcript of the gene ptp4a2a, whose product is annotated as protein tyrosine phosphatase 4A2a. The coding region runs from base 743 to 1249 and encodes 168 amino acids. The record is from RefSeq and is a predicted model, not a curated record. Gene Ontology annotation, cellular component: nucleus. The transcript is spliced from 7 exons. Gene Ontology annotation, molecular function: protein tyrosine phosphatase activity. Gene Ontology annotation, biological process: protein dephosphorylation. NCBI's taxonomy places the organism in Eukaryota, Metazoa, Chordata, Actinopteri, Characiformes, Acestrorhamphidae.
GGCUGGCAGAAGAUGACGGAGGAACCGGAGGAGCGGGCAGCGCAGCAGCGGAGCGGCUAGGCUGAGCCAGGCUAAGCUAAAGCUAAGGCUAAGCUGUUUAACACCGACGGAUCCCGGAGUCUCGGCGACCCGCGGCGCUCGCAUUCACCACAAGCGCCGCCCGCUGACUAUGUCCAGUAGAGACAGUGACGGAUGGUGAAGAUAGAGAAUGCGGAGAUCUCGACUUUUCUUUACACACACUGAAAGCUGCACAUUUAUGGCGUUUGUGAGUGGAGACUUCUGCCAGGCACAGCACCUGGUCAUCGUGGACAAGUGAGAAGCAGGCGGCGUGCUACAUGAAGAUUACGCUACACCACUACCGUCUUACAUCCUGAGCUUUGGGAAAGAGGCUGCUUUCGCCCAAAGUUCACCUGUAUGAGUCCGUCUGAGCCGGAUCAGGCGCUGACGAGCCAUUUCCUCCUUCCCCUUUUAGUUGAGCGCCAACUGACCAUCACUCCUCUCCUGAAUGGGUUAAUUAGAAACCGAAAUUCUGAAGGAUUAGUCCCCUUCUUUUGUUUUUAGUUUUUUAAUAGAGGAGUCGUGAGUGAUUUCCUUUUUCUUUUCUAUUUUUUACAUCAAAAUUUGCCCAAAUUCCAAACUCCACCCUUAUUUUGAUCGAUAUAUAUCUCUAUAUAUAUAUUCUCACCUCGGGAGAUUUCGUUUCUUUGCUCAGAGAAUAUUAAGCCUCCAUUCGUGUGUCGAGAUGAAUCGUCCUGCACCUGUCGAGAUCUCCUAUGAGUGUAUGAGGUUCCUCAUCACCCACAACCCCACCAACUCACAGCUGUCCAAGUUUACUGAGGAACUGAAAGCGUUCGGAGUGCAGACUCUGGUUAGGGUCUGUGAAGCUACCUACGACAAGGCUCCCGUGGAAAAGGAAGGAAUAGAAGUGUUGGAUUGGCCGUUUGACGAUGGUUGUUCUCCCCCUGAACAAGUUGUGGACGACUGGUUGAAUCUGCUGAAAUGUAAAUUUAAGGAUGAGCCGGGCUCCUGCAUUGCUGUGCACUGUGUUGCAGGACUGGGCCGAGCUCCUGUCUUGGUGGCCAUAGCCUUAAUCGAGUGUGGGAUGAUGUAUGAAGAUGCUGUUCAGUUCAUUCGACAAAAGAGACGUGGAGCCUUCAACUCCAAACAACUGAUGUACCUGGAGAAAUACAAACCCAAGAUGCGGCUGCGCUUCAAGGAUGCCAACGGUCAGAACUGCUGCGUCCAGUAGGAAAUUCAUCCAGAGGGUCGACCAAAAUAAUAAUGAUAAAAAAACAGUGAUAAAUUACUGAAAAACGCAAAUUUUCUUCCUGCUAAUUGAUUAUUUGCUAAUUUGAUAUAUAUUAUUACUGUGCCAAGCACACACACACACACACACACUCUCUCACUGUCUCUAUUACACACAAACACACACACAUACACAAAGGAUGACCCAUAUGUAUCCAUGUUACCAGCAUUUGGAUGUUCCUUUUUAUGAUAAUAUUAUUAUUAUUACUAUUACUAUAAUAAUUAUUAUUAUUAUUGUUAAUAUUAAUUGAAUUGUUACUGAUGUAUAGCCAUAUUAUGAAUCAUGUGGUGAGCGCACAGAACAAUAAUCUCUACAGCACAAAGCAGUUCUGCAGUUUUCUCAGCACAUCAGUAAAGAAGAGUGAUUAAAUUCGCUCAGUUUUAACCAAAAUACUCCAAUUCAGCUCCAAAAUCUAAUUCUGCAGACGCGCAAAUACAAAGACAAAAACAAAAAGUUUUACGUGAAGUUUUACGCAGACGCCCUGCUGUCAGUGUCGUUUACAGUGACUUGAUUUAAUUCUGGGGAAAAAUGAGCCAAUUAUCACUUAAAAGACACAAAAUCAAAAAUAAUCAGUAUAAAGAUGGAUAAUAUGAAGUUGGCAGUUUUGCAGUGGAGUCGAGGGCUGUGAUUGGACGCUGUUACCCCAUACAGCCUGUCUGUCACCCAGGUUUACAUGAGCACAGAUCCCAUCCAGCAGCAGCAUCAGCAGCAUCUCCGUAGUGGUACGUACUUCCUGUUCUAGAGGUGGAACAUUCCAGAUCAUCCUUCCAGAGCGGUGUUCUGCAUUUGUCGAGCAGUAAAAAGUAAUUCAGUUCUGUAACCCAUUUGAAGACACUUUUGCCGAUGACUGAUAAGUGAUCGAGUUGAAAUAAAGAUGUACAUCAUUAA